Messenger RNA from Eurytemora carolleeae, 2184 nucleotides. RefSeq lists its product as uncharacterized. The transcript is spliced from 13 exons. NCBI's taxonomy places the organism in Eukaryota, Metazoa, Arthropoda, Copepoda, Calanoida, Temoridae. The record is from RefSeq and is a predicted model, not a curated record. The coding region runs from base 119 to 2149 and encodes 676 amino acids.
AGAAAAUGAUGUUGAAUUGUUAGCUCGGCCAUGCAUAAUUUCAAGAUCAGUCGGCAGUAGUGUGCAGAAAAAUCACUAGAAUAAAUUUCAUUGUUGUUGACCUGAGGAAGGCACUAUAAUGGAUCUGAAUAACCAAGUAAGAAGUUUACGAGAGAAUCCUGCUAGUGCUGAAAUUAGUUCAACAUCGGUAACACCAGCCGAUUUAAUCCUUAGGCCUAUGGAGAAUGCUCUGCUUUAUUCUGGUUCAGUGUCUAACAAUAAUCUAGUCACCAUACAUCCUUUACCACCCUCCAUCAUUUUUCUUCAACCAGCAAACAUGAUAUACCCCAUACCCGGAUACACUAUGGCACCUGUAAAGUUCUAUGAAACGAAGAGUGUUUCUGGCUGCAAAAUGUCUACCAAAACGCCAAUAACGUCUCCAGGAUUUCAAAUUGAACCAAUUCCAAUCAAGAUGGUACCAAAUGUUCAAAACUCUUUUUCAUUUAACUCCUUAGGAGAAGCAAAAACAUUUAACUUGCCUGCUGACAAAAGUGUUGUUGGUUGUAAAAUUGUCAAAGUAAGCAGUGCUACUAUUGUUAAAGCUGUUGAUCAAAAGAAAACACCUUCCUCCAACAUGCAUCUAAACAUUUCUAGUCUUAAUGCAGUACCUUCUCUAGGUUCAGCUGAAGGAGUGUCUUCUUCCGGAUACACAGGACAGUGGAAGAAACUGGUUCAAAAGAAGGGUAGAAUAAGAAAAGCUUCACAAAGCAAGUCCAAUGUUGGUAAACCCGUUUUCUCUAGAAUUCCUGUAGAUAGCAAGACCUUAGAAUGGGUAACAAGGGAACAACAGUACACCAUUGUUGCCAACAUGUACCUCAACACCUGUACAUUGCAGCCAAAUAAGAACUCUCAGAUUUGGCCAAAUCCAAACAUGUCUCAUGGGCAGAAUCAAAGUCUCAGCUAUCAGAUCAGAAAUCAAAAUCUCGACCAACAGAAUUAUAACCAAAGUUUGAACUUUCAGAGUUGUGCCCAAAGUCUCAGCUUCCAGAACAGUAGUCCAAACCUCAACUAUUGUUUCAACAACCAAAGUCUCAACUAUCAGAAGAGUAACCAAAGUCUCAACUAUCAGAAGAGUAACCAAAGUCUCAACUAUCAGAAGAGUAACCAAAGUCUCAACUAUCAGAAAAGUAACCAAAGUCUCAACUAUCAGAAGAGUAACCAAAGUCUCAACUAUCAGAAGAGUAACCAAAGUCAAGACACAUUUAUCAGUUUUCCAAAACAGAGCACCCACAAGCCUGGUAACCAGCCCAACCAGAAAUUAAAAGAGUGGAACAAACCGAUUAUUAUUCAAAAGAAAACAGCACACAGAACCCCUUCUCGAAGUUUCUCCAGCCAGAAGACGUAUAGGUCCAAUAAAACAACUCUGAAUAACCAAUCCAACAAGGCCUCAAUCCUGAUCAAAUUUGGGCAAAAUGAUCUGGUUUUGCAAAACCCAAUGACCAAGUACAGGGAGAACACCUUCACUCAGUCUAGCAAGAUCACACUUCCUGAACAAUUAACCCAGAAACCUCAGAUUUACCAGCCUUGUAAAAACUUGCUAAUGAGUCAAACAAACCAAAACCAGCUCAUUUGCAAGAUUUACGAGACGGACAAAGUAAAGCAAGAGCAAUUUGUGCACUCCAUUAACAAUCAGAGAACCAUUGGGCCUUGCAAAAUUGAGAAUGGUAUUCCCGGUCUUGAUCUUGAUACAGACCUAGAACUUCUUCCAGAUCUGGCUAAAAUAUGUUCAGGUCUGUGUGAUCCUGAACUGGUGUACCCCUCCAGCCCAGUUCAAGUCUGCUCCAGGAAGGAUAAGAAGUCUGAGGGUGAGCCUGAACUACCAUUCUGUAUUGCAUCUCUUGAUAAACCCAUUCUAGACGUUCUUGGAGUCCCUAGCGUACUGAACCGGGAAUAUGAUCAGUACAUGGGAACAUCUGAUUCAUCUUUCACAGCAACCAGUUCAUCCAGUUCAACCAGUUCAAGUUCAUGCUCUUCAAUUUAUCGUCUAGUUUUACAAUAUGUUUUAGAAGAAAUAGAUCAGUAUAUUGUGGUCAGCCCAUCGAUUGUUCUUAAAGGUUUUUAUUAUUAUUUUACUGUGCACCCCGCUGCUCAGUUUGUAUUUGAUUUCUAAACCGGUUUUUCACAUUUCAAUAAUAAGGAUUAUAC